Paramuricea clavata is the source of this 857-nucleotide messenger RNA. The record is from the annotation of a GenBank genome assembly. NCBI's taxonomy places the organism in Eukaryota, Metazoa, Cnidaria, Anthozoa, Malacalcyonacea, Plexauridae.
AUGACAGAUCUCCAUAUGAAAAUUAAAGACUUGGUAAAUGAAAGAGAUUGUCUAGUUACAACACUCAAGCUUUUACACCUUGACCGAAAAGAUAGUGAAAAGCAACCCGAAACCUCUGGAUGGCGUAAGGUAAAAUCAAAUGGCCCAGCUAAGACAUCAGACAAUUAUUCGCCUGUUAUAACAUCCAAUCGAUAUGAAAUUCUCGAGGAAGAAUCGAAAAACGAGAGUUACGUUAUUAACGAUGAUCCAGUAAUUCCUACUGAAGAUGUAGAUUUGCAAACGAAAAGAUACAACCACGGAAAGACAAUUAGAUCAGACAAAGCGAAAAGUAAGCCAAAAGAUAACGCUAACGGAAAUACAGAGAAGUCUGUCAAAACGGUAUAUAUUGUUAGUGAUUCUAUGAUUAAACAUUUGGAUUGUCAUAGACUAAAGCGUUCCGUUCAGAACGGAAACAAGCGAGUGCAUGCCGAGACGUAUCGAGGAGACACAACGGAUGCAAUGCAAUACCAUAUUAAGCCAUGUCUCCAAAGAAAACCUGACGAAAUCAUUCUACACGUUGGGACAAACGAUCUCAAAGAGAAAAAUCCAAAUGAAGUGGCAAAGGGCGUCUUAAAGGUAUGUAAUAUCAUAAAGAAAGAGAAUCCACAAACUAAAGUUGUGAUUUCAGAGUUGAUAAUAAGAACUGAUCGAGUUGACGAAGUAAACAAACAACUUUUUACUUAUUGCAACCAGAAUAACUGGAAUUACAUUAGGCAUAAACAUAUUGGAGUUAAUCAUUUAAACACAUAUGGUCUUCAUCUUAACAGGCUAGGAACAGCAACCUUAUCAAGGAACAUUCUAUUAUAUUUGAACAGUGA